UCAGAAGUAGGUAUCAAUCAGAUAUCGGCUGUAGUCCAUGGAAGUCCCGACGGUGUCGUAGUUGAGCAGCCCGCCUGUCCAGUAGGUCUUCUUCUUCCCCUGCAGCGCCUCCAGCCGCUGGUAAAAGCCCGCCCGGAGCUCUUCGCCACUCACGUGGGGAAACUGCACGCAGGAAGCACACAAGGUAUGGACAAGUGAUGGGGUCCCUCUCCCCUUGACAACUCACGUAGGUCCAGAAGUUGACUUCGGUCAAGUUGGCCUCGUACUCUUUCGAAUCCCCGUUGAAGAAGAUGUCCGUCAUGAUCUGCGCGCUGUCCUGCUUCAGCGUGUCGUUGAAGGGCUGCUGCUGCCGAUCGUAACUCUGGUAGACAAUGAGGCCGGCUCCUGGCUCCGCACGGUAAAUUGAGGCGAUCAACGCCGGGUGGCCUGCACCGACAACUGAUCGAAGAGCGGGAGGCUGGACAGACGUAUCGAGAUUGCCCAAGAACUGGGAGCUCUUCGGGUCGGGCAUGUGCUCGUACGAUAAGUCCACGAGUGUGGAGACAUACGGGGCGUGGUACACCUUCCCGAAGACAUCGCUCUCCUCCUCGUCCAAGCCCAAAAACUGCAUGUCCGCCGUGAUCUGAGGAAACGCCACGAUGAUCCGGUCGCACGUCCUUUCAGUGCCAUCGGACAGCUUGAUUAGCGACGGCUGAUCGGACUCUCGCACAGUGUUCACGAUUUCCGCACUGAGCAUGACCUCUAGCUUUCCCUUGGCAGACAGCGUGUCCACUAUGGCCUUCAGCAGCAAUGAACAGCCUCCCACUAGUCUUUGAAAAGUGCCGGUCAAACCCUCAAAUAUGAAAGUUGGCGUCAGACCCUUCAACCAGUACGCCAUCGGAGUGAAAUCGCCAGAAAGAUAGCCGUAGGCUGCCGGUAAGUAGAAGACAGUCUGGAAGAACUCUAUGUGCUCCGGACCGAGGCCGCGCUCCGUGAAGCGGUCUGCGAUGAACUUGUUGGCCGGACCCGCAAGCUCGGGGUAGCGGUCGAAGUCGGUGGAUGUAAGAGUGGGCUCGUAGGCGAGAGGUCGCUUUGGAUCCGGCUCGCCAGUCUCCUCAUCGAUGGCGACGUAACUUUUCCAGACGUCCACAUACGCCAAUAUGCUGGUGACGCCCACAAUGAUCUCCUGCAGGUCCUCGAUGCUGUUGAGCUCGAAGAGGCUCCCGAUGUUGGGGAGCGAGAGUGAAGUUUUGAACGGCUCCUUGGCGUUGAAGUCGACGAAGGAAAUAUCCGGCGACCCGAGCACGAUCAGUUCGAAGGUCUGACCGUAGAUGUCGGCGAGUUCACGGACCUCUUUGAAGCCCCGAGGCAUGAGGAUGGCACCGAGGUUGUAGGUGCGGUUGACGAAUUCGCCGUUGGCACUGUCCACUCGCUCGAUAUCCCUGCACUUGCCGCCGAUUCUGUCCAGUUUUUCCAGCAGUAGGAUGUUGGAGUAGCCUUUCUGCACAAGGUGGUGAGCCGCACCCACGCCGCUGGGUCCCGCGCCGAUGAUACAGACCUCAUGGUCAGCUGGGAAGGACAAGGCUCAAGAAGGGCGUUGUCAACCUGAGGACACUGAGUGGCUUACCCUUCUCGUUCUGUUCGAGGUUCUGUUUGUCAGUGGGAAGGAAGUCGAUUGCUCCGAAGGCAGCGGGUGCAAGGAGGAAGAGGGCCACCCACAACCGACGCAUCAUAUCGUCA
Messenger RNA from Vitrella brassicaformis, 1719 nucleotides. The record is from the annotation of a GenBank genome assembly. Lineage: Eukaryota; Vitrellaceae.